Scheffersomyces coipomensis is the source of this 1716-nucleotide messenger RNA. RefSeq lists its product as uncharacterized. Lineage: Eukaryota; Fungi; Ascomycota; Pichiomycetes; Serinales; Debaryomycetaceae. The record is from RefSeq and is a predicted model, not a curated record. Gene Ontology annotation, molecular function: oxidoreductase activity, acting on paired donors, with incorporation or reduction of molecular oxygen; monooxygenase activity. The coding region runs from base 44 to 1534 and encodes 496 amino acids. The transcript has a single exon.
CCUCAAUUGACUUAUCAAACUUCACAUUUUUUUUACUUUUAUUAUGACUGCCACAAAAAGAAAAAAUCCACUCAUUCUUAAUGCCUUCGAUAUGGGAUGUAGUGGAUUACAAUGUCCUGGAUUAUGGAAACAUCCUGAUGAUAAAUCCCGUGAAUAUAACACUAUAGAAUAUUGGACUUAUUUAGCUAAACUUUUAGAAAAGGGGAAAUUCAAUGCAUUAUUUAUUGCGGAUGUUUUAGGAGCUUAUGAUGUUUAUAAUGGACCUCGAAAUUUUACGGCUGCUGCUAAAUCAGGAGCUCAAUUCCCCGUAAAUGAACCAAGUGCUGUGGUUAGUGCUAUGGCUGCCGUUACAAAGAAUUUAUCAUUUGCCAUUACUUUCAGUACUAUAAGUGAAGCACCUUAUCAUUUCACCAGAAGAUUAGCUACCUUGGAUCAUUUAACUAGAGGUAGAAUUGGGUGGAAUAUUGUUUCAUCAUAUUUAGAUAGUGCUGCCAGAAAUUUAUUAAAUGGUGAACCUUUAACUCCUCAUGAUGAAAGAUAUGAUAAAGCUCAAGAAUAUCUUGAAGUAGUAUAUCAAUUGUUUUUAUCAAGUUGGGCUGAUGAUGCUUUGAAAUAUGAUAGAAAAACUGGUAUUUUUGCUGAUCCAACCAGAAUUAGAGAAAUCAAUUAUGACGGGAAAUAUUAUAAUGUUCCAGGUCCAAAUAUUACUGAACCUACUCCUCAAAGAUUACCUGUUAUUUUACAAGCUGGUGCUUCUAAAAAGGGGUUAGAAUUUGCCGCUAGAAAUGCCGAAGCAGUAUUCAUCACCGGUUUAACUCCUGAAGUUUUAAAACAUAAAAUUGAUGAAUUAAAAGCAUUAGCUGCAAGUUAUGGAAGAGAUCCAUCUGAAAUUAAAACUUUCCAAUUAGUUACUAUCAUUGUAGCACCAACUCAUGAUGAAGCAGUUGCAAAAUACGAAGAAUACAAUAAAUAUAGUGAUAUUGAAGGAGCACAAGCCUUAUUUGGAGGUUGGACAGGUAUUGAUUUAUCUAAAUAUGACUAUGAUGAAGAAUUAACUAAAGUUGAAAGUAAUGCUGUUAGAAGUUUUGCUGAUUCAUGGACUAAGAAAUUACCGGGUGAACCUGAAGAAUUGAAGAAAACGAGAGGUUAUUUAUCCGAGCAUAUUGCAAUUGGUGGGGUUGGAGUGGUUAUUUAUGGAUCUCCUGAAGAAGUGGCUGAUCAAAUUGAACAUUGGGUGGAUGUAUCUGGAGUUGAUGGAUUUAAUCUAACUUAUGCUGUGACUCCAGCUACUUAUGAAGAUAUUGUGGAAUAUUUAAUUCCAGAAUUAAGGAAAAGAGAGUUAGUAUGGGAUGAUUAUCCAAAGGAAAACCUUACAUUUAGAGAAAAUUUAUAUGGUAUUGAAGGAGAAGAUCCAUCUUAUCUUUCUAAAACUCAUCCCGCUCAUGAUUUGAGAUGGAAAGCUGAUGAAUCUAAAGAAGAAUUUGAAAAGAAAUUUAACAACACCAUUAAAGAAAAAUUCACUUUUGAUAAGUAGUUGUUUAUACAUAUUUCCAUAAUUUUCUCUUUUUAUUACUUUAUUAUUUAUUUAUUAUAUUCGAGUUGUUAUUAUCUAAGCCAAUUAACUAUAUAUUAUAUCAUCUUAUUAGUAUGCACCCCACCGGAUCAUUUGUAAUUUGCAACCACAAUUUCGGUUCGGAACCAAGUUCCCAAUUGGGA